Messenger RNA from Sorghum bicolor (sorghum), 1799 nucleotides. Its product is annotated as phosphatidylinositol:ceramide inositolphosphotransferase. Gene Ontology annotation, molecular function: inositol phosphoceramide synthase activity; sphingomyelin synthase activity; ceramide cholinephosphotransferase activity. Gene Ontology annotation, biological process: ceramide biosynthetic process. The coding region runs from base 480 to 1439 and encodes 319 amino acids. Gene Ontology annotation, cellular component: Golgi membrane; trans-Golgi network; endoplasmic reticulum membrane. NCBI's taxonomy places the organism in Eukaryota, Viridiplantae, Streptophyta, Magnoliopsida, Poales, Poaceae. The transcript is spliced from 12 exons. The record is from RefSeq and is a predicted model, not a curated record.
GCCGCUUCCCCAACCCGCCCUCCCCUCCUCGUUUCUCUCGAUCUCUCCAGCUCUCCUCCCCCCUUCAACUUGUCUCCCAAAACCGCCAGCCGCCGGCCCGCCCGCUUGCUCCGCUCCCAAGGAGGCACUCGCCCGCCGGCCGAGACGCCUCUCUGCCUGAGGAGCUAACUGCCUUAGGCCGCUUCCUUCCCCCCCUUGCCCCCGCCGUGCCCAGGAGCGGGAGAAGGGGACCAAAAUUGGCGCCGCCUCGCCGAUUCGAGCCGUUCCUUGGCUUCGGGCAGGCAGGGCUCCGAUCCCAUCGGCCGGCGCGAGGCGUGAUGUGCGGCGGAUCGGAGCAUGGACGUGAUCGCGUCGUCUCCGCCCAGUAGAAGCUGCUGCUGCUGCUGCUACCGCCUAAGGCGGGUGCCGUCGGCGUGGGAGGAAGAGGGGCGGUAGUUGUUGCGCGUCCUGCUGCUGCUGCUGCUGCCGCGGACUUGACGAUGUACAUAGCGCGGGAGACUUCAAAGGUAUGGAGGAAGGUGACCACAGAGAUAUCGGUGGAGCUGCAGCUCCUGCGCGACAAGUGGGGGCUCCUACUCGCCGGUCUGAUUUUUCAGUAUAUUCAUGGAUUGGCUGCUCGAGGAGUGCAUUAUUUGCAUCGACCUGGACCACUGCUCCAGGACUUGGGAUUUAUGGCCCUUCCAGAGCUCGGGCAAGACAAAGGUUAUCUUAGUGAGAGUAUAUUUUCUUCCAUCUUCAUCUCCUUUGUCUUGUGGACUUUCCAUCCUUUUAUUUAUCACAGCAAACGUUUCUAUACUGUGCUAAUCUGGCGCAGGGUGCUUGCUUUUUUAGUUGCUUCACAAUUUUUAAGGAUUAUUACAUUCUAUUCGACCCAGCUCCCAGGUCCAAAUUAUCAUUGUCGUGAGGGCUCAAAACUGGCAACUCUUCCACCACCCAAUAGUGUACUUGAAGUGCUCCUGAUUAACUUUCCUCGUGGAGUACUUUAUGGUUGUGGUGAUUUGAUAUUUUCAUCUCACAUGAUUUUCACCCUGGUUUUCGUUCGAACUUACCAUAAAUAUGGUUCGAAAAGGUUUAUUAAGUUCCUUGCUUGGUUCAUGGCUAUAAUUCAGAGUCUCCUUAUAAUUGCUUCUCGCAAGCACUACUCCGUUGAUGUUGUUGUUGCAUGGUAUACCGUAAACUUAGUAGUAUUCUUUGUUGACAACAAGCUGCCAGAAAUGCCGGAUCGGACGAGCGGGCUACCUUUGCUUCCAUUAAGCUCCAAAGAUAAAGAGGCCAGGCAGAAGGAGGAGAAAGACAGUAAACUGAAGGAUGAGUUCCACAAGUUACUGAAUGGGAACCAUGUGGAUGCUACUGAUCGGCGACAGCGGGCACAGAUGAACGGGAGGCACGACGAAGACAUCAAUCACGCGCUCUCCGAGGCCACUGCCAACGGCACGUAGGGGGCUGGCGGCAUCUGCUUUUCGCCGGGAGCUUUGUCCUUGGCGCUCGGAGGAGAAUCCUCGCGGGUGCCGAGAAAAACUGCCCGGUUUCGGCCGGCCGCCUGUUGUCCUGAAGCCGUCCGAGAUUCCAGCAAUCCAGCCGCAGCAUUCACAUGCAUCUUCCUGAACCGCCGUUGCGUUGCGCUGCGCAAGAAUCAGAAUCUCGUGGCGUUCCUCGGUACAGUUUUGCAUCAUACCUCAUUGCAAUGACAUUUCUCAGGAUGGCACAGGGGGAAAAAUGAUCUUGUUGUACAUAUUGAUCCGCUAAAACAUGCGUGCAUUCGCCGCGGCCUUCCACCUCGAUGAGCAAUGAUGCUUCGA